Messenger RNA from Helobdella robusta, 1107 nucleotides. RefSeq lists its product as hypothetical. The record is from RefSeq and is a predicted model, not a curated record. NCBI's taxonomy places the organism in Eukaryota, Metazoa, Annelida, Clitellata, Rhynchobdellida, Glossiphoniidae. The annotation marks the transcript as partial. Gene Ontology annotation, biological process: neuronal signal transduction. Gene Ontology annotation, cellular component: rough endoplasmic reticulum membrane. The transcript is spliced from 6 exons.
AUUGACAGUAGGCUGGAGGCAGACGUGAAGAGGAUGAGGUGCGAGUUGCAAAUCUCAAAAAAUGUUGAAUCAGAACUUCGAUCUCAAAUAUCCAACCUGUCAGCCACCGAGAAGUCAUCCAAGGCUGAACUCAACCAACUCAGACAAGAUAAUGAAAGUCUACAAGCCAAGUUAGUUAAACAGAUCCUUGGUAGGCAGCAGGACAAACAGAACCUGGCCAUUGCUGAGAGGAGAUUGGCUGAGGAGAGGAAACAAAAGGCUACAUUGGAGAACCAGCUAACAACUGAAAAGAAGAAAAAGGCGGAAGAAGCGGCUGCCGCCUUGUUUAAGGCCUCAACAGCCGCUGCAGCUAUUAAAUCUGAAUGUAUAUCGGAUAUGUGUAAAUCGAGUAAAAGUGAACUAGAUAAUGAGCUGAAGAAAGUUAAGAAUGAUUUGAAGAGUAAAGAUGACAAGAUCAAACAACUAGAAAAUGAUAUUCAGUCAAUGAAGCAACAGCAAGGUUCCAGUCAAGAGGCAGAGGUCCUGAAGAGUGCACUGGUGGUUCUGCAGAGCAAGAACAGCCAGCUGGAGCUCAGCUUGAGCUCUGAGACAAGACUGAAACUCGACCUCUUCUCAGCUCUUGGUGACGCCAAAAGACAAAUUGAAAUACAGCAAGGCCUACUGAUCCAGAAGGACAGGGAGUUGCGCGAUCUGAAGACUCACAUAGCCGAAGUCAUGGCGUUCCUACCCGUCUCCAACUCUUCGUACUGUGGACCCAACAACUCCCAGCUAGCCAUGUUGUUCUCACCAUCCUCAUCUACCUCCUCACCAUCACCAAUGUCGGCUUACCCCUACAACCCCGGCAACCACAUGAUGGAACAGUCACCACCAAAAACUCCCAUUCUAACUCAUCAUCCUCAGUACUCUCAGCAGCAGCAGCAACAACAACAGCAACAGUACCAACAACAACAACAUCAACAACAACAACAGUACCAACAACAACAACAGCAGCCACAGAUUAAUAGUGAUGGAAGCGUUUCUCCAUCUCCACAACCAAGUUCUCAACAUCAGCAGCAGCAGCAGCAGCUGAAUGGCAAUUAUGGGCCAACAUCAAGUCAACAAAUGUAA